AUGAAUUCUCGCGAGCACUCUGAUAUGCCUCCGGCACCCUCCUACCCGUCGCCCAAUGCGGCGCAAAUGGGUCAGGGUACGAUGCAGUACUACACAAACCGUCAGUUAACCACCGACGAGCUCCUAUCCGCAGAGCUUUCGCGCGAAAACUCUGGGCCCGGCAUCAAUGACGGCUCGAGUAAUGGCGUUCAUCACGGCCAAUCGAUGGUUUUGGGCUCGUCGAACGCCACGGGCGCUGACAUCGGCCGUCCGCCUUCUCCGGAUCAGCACCAACAACAGCAGCACAUGCUUUCAUUCCCGCCGAGCCAACAGGUGGGCGUUGAUCCGAACCAUGAUUUAAGCUAUGGAGACCAGAGUGCCAGGCGAAAGCGGACGAAGAUCUCAAGGGCUUGCGAUGAGUGCAGGCGCAAGAAGGUCCGCUGCGAUGCAAGCUCCGAAUCUGGUGUCGAGACAUGUUCAAAUUGCCGCCGGCUGGGCGUCGUUUGUCAAUUCAGCCGUGUCCCAAUGAAGCGUGGUCCGAGCAAAGGAUACAUUAAGGAACUUGCAGAACGAUUGCAUACCCUCGAGACCUUUAAUGCCUCCAUCUCAUGGACCCAGCCACUGACUCCACUAGAUGCGGGUGAAAACGCGACAGAUCCUUUCAACCCGGCGGUCGUCGCUGGUUCAGCGCCGAAACCUGGUAACCUCUUCUGGGCUGGCAAUGAUAGCGAUCUUCCUGCCGGACUUGACAUUCCCGAUAUGCCAAAGCACGACGAAGAUAUGACACCGUUGAGUGUCGACGAAGGUGCUCUCAAUGCUUACUAUGAGAAGGUUCACUCGAUCCUUCCCAUACUCCCAAACACGAAGGACAGAUUACUGGGGCUUCUUCAUCAAUGCAGUCGCGAGGUGCAGGAGAUAUUCCUGUACAGCCUAUAUACCUUGACGCGAGUCGACAUCGAUCGCCUGGCCGGCACGUUUGAGAGGGUUACAUCGUAUGACAAUGCGCAAGACCUUCUGCUAUAUUAUACUCGACAGCCGGCCCUAGUGCGAUCGACAGGCGUUAACCUAAUAUGGCUACAGAGCAUACUACUCAUGAUCCUCGAUUGCGAUUCGCGAGGACCUGAUAAUUUCGUGCUGAAGGAUGGCAUCCCAAAGCAGACAUUGAUCCAAUCUGCCACCAAGCUCGGCGCGGAUUUGGCGAAAAGCCUCGGCCAAUUGAAGGCCAAACGGACUACGGAUCCUGAUGUUGACUCGGAAGCGAACCUCGCUAGGCGUAGUUGGGUAGCUUUGGCAAUCCUGACACGCUGGUAUGCUGUUAGUGUCGCUGACACAAGUGUUCUCGGAACGCAUGAGAUCGGUGGUCGUGAGGAUGAAAGAGUUGUCGGUACAGUGGCAGCAGGGAUUGCGUCAUAUUCCAGCUUUUUAAGUGAAAUCCUCACUCUAGCUGCAGCUGAACCUAAUGUCUGCCAGUCCAACACUGGCAUUGGGCGGGUAAUCUCUGCGAAUUUGGCAGCUUCAUUGGAACGACUUUCUGGACUUGAUGAUUUUCGAGGCACUUCCGAAGAUGGCUCCUAUGGUUUCGUCGAGAGUCUGCAGAAUCAGUUGUACUGGACGACCAGACUCCUAAUCAAACGACACAUCUUCGUCUACAGCCCCUACGAAAUCAUAUUCAGUGCUGAAGAGGUCAUCAAUGAGUUACACAAGGCGACGACACAGUCUCGUCAAUCUACCCCCUUCGAUCUUCACAGUCUGGCUUUGGCAACGAUGACACUUCUAGAAGCGUCCGUUCUCCCGGAGCAUGCGAAUGAAUGCUGGGAUGCUCUAAGUAAAGUUGAGGAGAUUCUCGACCUCCGCCAAAAGCGCGCUCUGCAACGCACAGAAUUUGGUGAUAUCUUCCACACCGAAAGCUGGGAUGCGAAGAUCCGUCUCUUCCUCGAAUGGAGGCGCACGAAAUCGCAAGAAACUCAGCUCCACGAUCCGAACCUUGGCAAAGCCGAGUCUGCACCGCCCCCUGUUGUUGGCCCGAACGAACAGCGCUCCCUCCAGCAUCUUGCGGACCUUGCUGUCGGUGCUGAGGGCUCUGUAGCGGCAAAUGCAUCGCCGCCACCUCCCUCCGCCAUUCCGUCGACGGAGAAUCAUCACAUGCCUGCUGCAUCGCCAAAUCUUGCUUCGGCCCCACCGCCACAGGGCCGCAUAGUGGUCGAUUUCACCCUCCUGACGAAGGAGGGAUAUCUCAACGUUUUCGCCGGGUUGAUCUAUCGACGGUCUCGGUAGGCGUCCGCUUAGUUGCGGGUAAAAUUGGUACCUCGCUCAUCUUGUCUUCACCCUCUCCAGCAGAGAAAGGUUGUCACUUCUCUCGAUAUUUUCGAAACGUCCAUUUUUCUUCUAAGUCUGUAGAAAACAAAGGAUCGAUCUCCUCUUCUUGCAAACUAUGUAUCACGCUGAACUCUGUACUCUAGCUAUUCAUCCUGAUUUUACACGAGCUCCUCGAUUAUAUUCUUACUCCGUCCUUCUAAAAUAUUCUAGGUAUCAUUACCACAAUCUGAAAUUGGAAUGAUGCAA
This is a messenger RNA of Aspergillus nidulans FGSC A4, 2541 nucleotides long. Its product is annotated as putative C6 finger domain protein. The record is from RefSeq and is a predicted model, not a curated record. Gene Ontology annotation, molecular function: DNA-binding transcription factor activity; DNA-binding transcription factor activity, RNA polymerase II-specific; DNA binding. Bases 1 to 2253 code for a protein of 750 amino acids. The transcript has 6 exons. Gene Ontology annotation, cellular component: nucleus. Lineage: Eukaryota; Fungi; Ascomycota; Eurotiomycetes; Eurotiales; Aspergillaceae. Gene Ontology annotation, biological process: regulation of DNA-templated transcription; DNA-templated transcription.